This is a messenger RNA of Etheostoma spectabile (orangethroat darter), 2243 nucleotides long. RefSeq lists its product as uncharacterized. The record is from RefSeq and is a predicted model, not a curated record. Lineage: Eukaryota; Metazoa; Chordata; Actinopteri; Perciformes; Percidae. Gene Ontology annotation, molecular function: GTP binding.
GAUGAUGUCUUUCAGAUAGUAGAAGAAGAGAAGAGAAGUCAAUCAGAAAGUCAGACAUCAGAUGUGAUCGUGUACCAGAUCUUUGGUUAUGAAGGUAAACCUCUGCCCUACUCUCUGACCAUCAUAGACACUCCUGGAUUUGGAAAAACUGAUGGGACUGAACAAGAUGCUAGUGUCAGUCAAAGAUUGUUUGACUUGUUUUCAGUCAGUCAUGGAAUUCAUGAGAUUGAUGCAGUGGGUCUGGUGAUGAAAGGGAGUGACAAUCGACUGAAUGACCAGCUGAGGUACAGCUUUAAUUCAAUAAUCUCUCUGUUUGGAAAAGACCUGGAGAAGAACAUUGUCACUCUCAUCACACAGUCAAAUGGUGAGACACCUGAAAAUGUUCUACAAGCCGUUGAGGCUGCAAACAUUAAAUGUGCCAGAGAUAAAGAGAAUGAGCCUAUUCAUUUUAUGUUCAACAACCGCCAGAGCACACAGAAAACAAAGAAGAAUACGGUUGCUCUAAAAAGUGCAUGGGACAUAACAAUAGAACAAAUAGGUCGGUUCACCGAUUUCCUGAAAAGCAAUUCCCCUCAAAAGCUGGAGAAAACUGUUGAAGAGUCUAAAACACACACCAGACUGACAGCCUGUAUCCAAAACCAGGAAGAGAGAAUUAGGUUUAUUGAUCUAAAACAGACCGAAAUCCAGCAGGCUAUGGACGGUUUAAAGAAACAUGAACAAGAGAUGAAGAAAAAUAAGGAGUUCACUGUAGAAGUUGAUGAGGUCUACAAAGAUAAAGACCCUAUCGGGGGUGGUCAAUGGGGGUUAUUUUAUGUAGGAGCGGUCUGCUGCACAACAUGUGAUGAGAACUGUCACUAUCCUGGAUGCACAGUGGCCUGGAGACCAGCAGACUGUGAGGUCAUGAAAGAUGAUCGCUGCACUGUAUGUCCUGGGAAGUGUCAUUCAUCAGAUCAUGUGAAAGAAGAGUGGAAAUAUGUGAGCAAGAAAAAAAGAGUAAAAAUGACCCUGAGCGAUAUGAAGGAGAAAUAUGAACUGAACGAAGCAGGAAGUGAGAGCAAGUUCAGCUGUUUGGAAACCUUUCAGCAGAAACUUGAGGAACUUCAGAAAGAAAAAGAUCAGUUGCUGCAAAAGUCCUUCGAGCAUGUUGUGGAACUGGAUCAGAUCGCCCUGAAUAUUGAUUCAUUGUCCACUCCUGUCCGCUUUGACUACCUGAUUGAGAAGAUGAAGAAGAAAGACACAGAGAAGUUCAAGAAACUGGAAGAGAUAAAAAGUCGACUGCAUGAACAAACCAAAGUAGCAUCACGAAAUACCUCUUCUAAAUAUGGAAACAUUAUUUCCACUAGUAAUGCACUCCAACCAGGACUUCCCACUCUCUACCAGCUGAAACCAAAGAAAGAAGACAUUCAACCUCCGAGAACAAAGAAAGAGAAGAUUGGAUCUCUGACAAAAAUGACUCUUGGUGACAAAGAUCCAAACAAGAUAAACAAAACCAUCUUACUUGUUGGUGAAACAGGAGCAGGAAAAUCUACUCUGAUCAACGCUCUGGUCAACUACGCCAUGGGAGUGGAGUGGGAGGAUGAUGUCUGGUUUAAGAUAGUAGAAGAAGAGAAGAGAAGUCAAUCAGAAAGUCAGACAUCAGAUGUGAUUGUGUACCAGAUCUUUGGUUUUGAAGAUAAGACUCUGCCCUACUCUCUGACCAUCAUCGAUACUCCUGGAUACGGAAGCACUGAUGGGGUUGAAAAAGAUGUCAUCAUCGGUCAAAGAUUAUUUGACUUAUUCCGCUCUAAGGAUGGAGUUCAUGAGAUUAACGCAGUGGGUCUGGUGCUGAAAGCGAGUGACAAUCGACUGAGUGACCGACUGAGGUACAUCUUUAAUUCAGUGGUGUCUCUUUUUGGAAAAGACCUGGAGAAGAACAUCGUCGCUCUCAUCACACACUCAAAUGGUGUGACACCUGAAAAUGCUCUACUAGCUCUCGAGGAUGCAAACAUUAAGUGCGCCAAAGACAAGAAAAAUCUGCCUGUUUAUUUCAUGUUUGAUAACUGCCAGAGUAAAGAGAAGAUAAUGAGGGAUAUGGUUGCUCUUAGACAUGCAUGGGAUGUGACAAAGUACCAAAUGGAUAAGUUCACUGAGUUUCUGAAAAAUUCACCUCAGAACCUGAUAACAACUGUUGAAGUGUUGGAUACAAGAUCAGACUGACAGCCUGCAUCAACAACCUGCAGGAGAGAAUCAAGAUGAUUGAUCUA